Trichoderma virens Gv29-8 is the source of this 687-nucleotide messenger RNA. RefSeq lists its product as uncharacterized. NCBI's taxonomy places the organism in Eukaryota, Fungi, Ascomycota, Sordariomycetes, Hypocreales, Hypocreaceae. The record is from RefSeq and is a predicted model, not a curated record. The transcript is spliced from 5 exons. Bases 1 to 687 code for a protein of 228 amino acids.
AUGGCUGCUGGCGACGGCGCGUGGAGUGGCUGGUUGGCGGUGCUCGCCGCGCUCUUACUGGCACAGUUCGGCGCUGCAGAGCGCGACACGGAGUACGGAGUACAGCUCAUGGCGGAAAAGAUAAGCCUCACCUACUACCCAGGAGGUGCAGCUCCGUAUUAUUGGGCAUCUCCGGAUGUACUCGCAGCUGUCCCAGACAUUGAUCAGCCAUUCAGUGUUACAGAGACCUUCUAUUUAUGCCUCGUGAUCCGCACUGAUCGACGCCCACCACCCCUGACCAUCAUUUCCACAAGCCAGAGCCGAUCACUGGGUAACAGCCCAAACAGCGGCAGGAUUUGCAAGAAAAAGCCCAAUGUACAACCCACCUCAAGCUCAGAGAAUGCCCAAGGCUGUGUUUGUGCCGUCUUUCAAGAAAACGGCCUUUUUCUCACGAUUCCGAGUGUUGCAAUGCAUCGUCUUCUCCCAUCGAUUGGCUACACGGACGACAAGGGGCGGUUCAAGGUCCCAAGAACAAAAGCCCUGCCGUCAAAAUCUCAUCAUCUCGGUACUCGUGCAUGUACGAGUGAAAGCACAAUGCUCAAAAGUGCGGUGACCAGCCCCAAGCUUUUGCUAGCGGUCACGUUCAUCCGAGACUCUGUGAUGCUUCUGCCGAUCAGCGAUCAUCUCUGGCCAACGUGGGCUCGCUAA